AUAAAAAUAAUUAAUUUCACUGUUUUUCUUUGACUUUCAUUGCGAGGAAUAUUGAAAGAGGAUUUGCAGACAAAUGGGGACCGUUGGCUUCGUGUUGUUGGCAGUUGUGAUUGUCAUUUUUAAGGCCUCAGAUUCAGUGACUGCUGAGGAGAUGACAUGUUUACCCGGAUUCGGGUCAGAAAUGGUCAUUUUCAAAGUGACCAGAAAGCACCUGAUGCCGGGCACAAGACUGGGCAAAGUGGGCUUCACUGACUGCACAGACCGCACAAGAUUUGGUUUCAGCAGUGAUGACAGACGUUUCGUGGUACAGACAGACGGCACACUGAUGGUAAAGAGACAGGUUGUUCUUCAUGAAGGACACCAGGACUUCUUCAUCCACUCCUGGGACUCGCAAGGUCACAAAAUGACUCUUUCUGUCAGGGUAUUGCACCAGCACCACCUGACUGAAGUGGACUCAGAGAGUGCACCUGAGACACUGGUGCCUGUUCUGUAUUUCCCCAAGUCUGGUGAAGGACUGAGGAGGAAGAAGAGAGAGUGGGUUGUUCCUGACAUCAGUGUUAGUGAGAAUCACAGAGGACCCUAUCCCUUGAAAAUAUCUCAAAUCCGCUCUUCUGCGGAUAAAGUGAAGAGGAUCUAUUACAGCAUCUCUGGUCCGGGAGUUGAUGAACCUCCUGUUGGCCUUUUCACCAUGGACAGAGACAAUGGCAAUCUGUAUAUCACACAAGCACUGGACAGAGAAAAACAAGACAAGUACAGAUUUCAAGCGCGUGCUGUGGCAGAUGGUUCAGGACCGGCUGAGGUGAUGGAUAUUUUAGUGAAUGUAAUCGACCAGAACGACAACAAUCCUAUUUUCACUCAAACCACUUACCUGGGAGAAGUUGCUGAGUCCGCACCAAAAGGUUUUGAGGUGAUUACUGUUGUGGCCGAAGAUCUUGACGACCCAAACACUUACAACGCAGUCAUCCGCUACAGGAUUACAAGCCAGACGCCAGCAGCUCCUCCGGACCUGUUUGCCAUCAACUCAGUCACCGGAACAAUCAGAGUGGCAGCCACUGGGCUGGACAGAGAGAGAAACCAAGAGUACACACUGGUGGUACAAGCAGCAGACAUGCAUGGAGAAGGAAAAACUGGAGAAGCAAAAGUAAUCCUUACUGUCACAGAUAGCAAUGACAAUUCUCCAGCCUUCACUCAGUCCUCCUAUGCAGCAACAAUUGAGGAAAAUAAAGCAGAGGCUCAGAUCAUUGUGAUGUCAGUAACCGAUCUUGAUGAACCGCAUACACCAGCUUGGAGCGGCAAGUUCACAAUUGUCAGUGGUGAUCCUGAAGGACUUUUCACUGUGACAACGGGACAAAACGAAACUGAGGGAAUCAUUUCUAUCACCAAGGGUCUUGACUUUGAGAAGAUCAGCAGGCACGUUCUGUUGGUUGCGGUGGAGAAUGAGGUUCCUUUUGCUGUCCCUCUGCCCACCGCCACCGCCACAGUCCUGGUGAAUGUGCUGGACGUCAAUGAGGCUCCAGUCUUUGACCCAACAGAGAAGCAUGUGUCAAAACCGGAGGACCUUGCAGUCGACAGUGAGGUGGUGCAGUACGCCGCUUCUGACCCAGACACUGCACGCAGACAGAAAGUCAUGUACAGAAUGAUUAGAGACCCUGCAGGCUGGCUGAAGGUGGCCAAAGAUACGGGUCUGAUUACUGUGAAAAGCACCAUGGACAGAGAGUCCCCAUUUGUCAAGGAUGACAAAUACACAGCACUCAUUGGUGCAUAUGACAAUGAUGAAGUCCCAGCCACAGGAACUGGUACUCUAGUGAUCCACCUUAACGAUGUCAAUGACAAUGCACCCUUCAUUGAGGAACGUGGAAUCAAGGUGUGUAACAAGGACUCGGCUCCUCAGCUGCUGUCAGUAACGGAUAAAGACGGACCGGGCUUUGGUGCUCCAUACAGCGUCUCUUUACAGGGCCUCUCGGAGAACAUCUGGACUGCUGGGAUGAACAAGUCAAAUCAUAGCAUCAUUCUGAGUUUAGCCACCGAGCUGGCCAGUGGAGAGUACACUGUGGUUCUGAGGGUUUCAGAUAAUAUGGGCCUGGAACAGGACAGCACCAUCCAGGCCACAGUGUGUGACUGCACUGGGGAAGAGGUGUCCUGCCAAGGGCCUGUGGCAGGAGGCACCAACCGGCUGCCGGCUGUCCUGGGAACACUGGGAGGCAUCCUGGUGCUGCUGAUGCUGCUGUUGCUGCUGGUGAAGGUUACGAGAGACGGACGAAGACGGUAUUAGAGACAACAUCUGCAACGACCUGUCUGAGGAAAUCAGUCUGUCGGAGUCAGUGUCUUCUUUAAAGUCCUGUCUGAAAACUGAGCUGCAAGCCUGUUUUAUUAUUUUAAUUUCUUGCUUAAGCUUUAAUCAGCAGAUUUUGUUAUAUUUUAUCGUUUCUUAUUGAUUGCUAUUGAUUGAGUCAGCCGCUGUUGAGCCCUACCAUAAGUUAGUGACAUGUCUGAUAUUUAAUAACUCAACGUUUUCUAACAUCUGUAUAUCAGCGGUUUCUCAGAUCAGAUGGUGGUUUUAGUGAAAGCGUCACCUCUCUGCGCAAUCGAUUUUCUGGAGGAAAGCCCAAUACCUUACUGAUUAGUUAUAGUGAGUAGGUUAUGAUUAAAAAUGAUCCUCUACCACUGUGACUAAGUUAAUAAUAAUAUAAUUAGGAAUUCAAGCAAAUUGUAACACAUGUGAAGGUUGCUUUGUUUAACAGCGGACAAUGAAGAAGUAUUCAAAAACCCUUUAAAAGUAGCAAUACUAUGAACUGCUUUUUAGACAAAAUUAAGUCAGGCUACCGUAAAACUUCAAUUAGUAGCUGAGUCCCAAAUAGCCGCCUAUCCCGUUUACUGGCCUGGUGUGGGAAUAUAUUUUGACAAAUAAACGCCUGCCUCAAUUUAACGCCUGAUCUGGUUUUUAUAGAAGUUCUUUGGAUGUAUAAAACAUCUUAAACCCCGCAGGGUCGCUGCUUUAGCUGCUUCUAAGCUGCUUAGAUCUUGAUACAAAUAUUAAUGUUUAAAUGCUUGAUCAGUGUGUCAGUAUGAACAUGCUACACAUCGUUAUAUCGGUUAGAUUCUCCACAGUUCAAUAGUUCAGUUCAUUUAAGGGAAACAACAAGAUCCAAGGUCUAAUUCUUAUAGAUUUGCUGGUCUAACCUGCCUGGUACACGAGAGGAAAGGAAAAAAAGUGCUGACUGCCCUUACCUUUGAAACCCGAAUGUGUCCGUUCCUUGAUUAAUUAUCUUCCUUUAGUCUGUAAGGGUCCACCCAUCAAAAGAAUUAAAACAGCUUUUCAGAAAAAGUAAUCCAAGUUGUGAAUCCUGUCAUGUGAAGUCCAUCGCUCUCUGUCUACUAACUUCUCUCAUCCUGCACCUUGUUGUUAUCGUGAUGUUAUUUUGAAAUAAAAGCACGUAAGCUGUCUGUCGGAGCCAGAUCAAAUGACUGACGUGUAUUUGAUAUUAUUUGAUCUAUUCUGUUUGAAAUAAAUAAACUGUUUCGUAGUAGUUUCAGUUUUGUGCAAAAGGAAUUAAAGGCCUGUCCCAAAUAUAGGCAGGGUCAAUUCAGUGAUUUUAGCAAGUUUUACGGUAUUAUUCCAACCUGAGUUGAUUAAUGUUGAUGUAUUGUAAGAAGCCCUUUGGCACUUUUUGUGUUUUAGAUAGUUUAGGUGGAGUUAAUUUAUUGUAAAAUACUGAUCUGCAAAAUAACUGAUUUACAAAUUACAAUAUUUCACUCUCAAAUGUAGUGGAGUAGAGAGGAGCAUCAAUCACAAUACUAAAGCAAAGUAAAAGUACUUCAAAGUAAACAGUCAACAUAAUGAUAUACCAUAGUCUUAUAAAAUGUUUGCCAGAGGAGCAUGGAUUACAGACGAAUUAUGAGGCCGUUGUUGUUGUUUUUUUGUCUCCGGAGCCCAAUGAAGAGAAAAUAAAUUAAAAGCAUCUCCAGAUGUUUCAGCCACGUAACCCUCUGAGGGUGUGGUCAAAUAGUUAUCGAGACUUGACUAGACUAGACUAGAAUCAGAUAAAUUUAUGGAAUAACUGGGUUGAUUUUGUAACACCAUUGAGAACAGACUUUAUCUGGUACUUAAUGGACCCACUUGGUUCUUGCUACAAAUUCUAAAUGUUUACUGUUCACAGUAUUGUGUUUCGGCAUUGUCCUUCAUCAGGAGUGAAAGGUCUACAAGAGGGGAAUGAAAAUGUCAAUGUCAAUUGAUGUUUUUGAUCCCUGGUGUGAAGUAUUUGCAUGUUCUGUAUACUUGGAAAACAGAUAAAAAGAGUAAUCAAAUGCUUUUUUAAAUGUUUGAUAAGUGUCUUUUUCACUGUGUCAAACACACAUUGCUGUUGCCUCCCAAGGUACAAACGCUUUGUAAAUUUCAAAUUUUUUAAUAAAGUCAUCUGAAUACAA
Molecule: messenger RNA, 4425 nt
Organism: Micropterus dolomieu (smallmouth bass)
Lineage: Eukaryota; Metazoa; Chordata; Actinopteri; Centrarchiformes; Centrarchidae
Gene: cdh28
Product: cadherin 28
Exons: 17
Coding region: 74-2272 (732 amino acids)
Biological process (GO): cell-cell junction assembly; cell morphogenesis; homophilic cell-cell adhesion
Cellular component (GO): cytoplasm; adherens junction; plasma membrane
Molecular function (GO): cadherin binding; calcium ion binding
Source: RefSeq, a predicted model, not a curated record